Molecule: messenger RNA, 3005 nt
Organism: Rubroshorea leprosula
Lineage: Eukaryota; Viridiplantae; Streptophyta; Magnoliopsida; Malvales; Dipterocarpaceae
Source: the annotation of a GenBank genome assembly
AAAGCAUCAACGAAGUCGCGUAUUAUAAGACGCGCGCGAACAAGUUUGGAGAGAUUCUCUGUUCUCUUUUGUUUUGUGCUAACACUGCCGUGUUCUUUUCAACAACAAACAAACCAAAAAGAAGGCAAAGCUGUUUUUGGGAGCUGCAAAUUGAGGUUCUGCGUUACAGUUUUUGGAUCUAGCAAUCGUUUCAGAGGCGCAGAGAGAGAGGGAAAAAGUGUGUGCAGUACAGUUGAAACCAAUAGUCUGUCUGUCUGUCUGUCUGUCUUCUUAAUAACACAGCUCCUUUGCGAUCAUAAUUAUUGUAUAUAAUUAGGCGAAUUAAGAGAUAAAAAGGGGAGCUUGGCCUUUGAAUUUUUUUUCUUUUUCCUUUUUCUGUGUUUGUUGCUGCUGCUGCUGCUGCUGACUAAAGGGUUUAAUGAUGGCGAAUUGGGGAGGGUCAUUUUCAGCUCAAGGAGUUGGUGGUGGUAGAGGAGGAGAUGAUCUGUAUACAGAGCUGUGGAAAGUAAUAGCAGGCCCACUGGUUGAGGUCCCGCGAGCUGGAGAACGAGUCUUCUAUUUUCCACAAGGACAUAUGGAACAAUUGGAGGCGUCCACGAAUCAGGAGCUGAAUCAAAGGAUUCCUCUGUUCAAUCUUCCACCCAAGAUUCUUUGCCGCGUUCUUAACAUUCAGUUGCUGGCUGAACAAGAAACUGAUGAGGUUUAUGCACAAAUAGCUUUGCUUCCUGAACCAAAUCAAACUGAGCCAACAACGCCAGAUGCAUGCCCUCCUGAGCCUCCAAGACCUAAGGUUCACUCAUUCUGCAAGGUUUUAACUGCUUCCGAUACAAGCACCCAUGGGGGUUUUUCAGUUCUCCGAAAGCAUGCCACUGACUGCCUUCCUCCACUGGACAUGAACCACGCAACCCCAUCGCAGGAAUUGGUUGCCAAGGAUCUUCACAGCUAUGAAUGGCGCUUCAAGCAUAUUUUUAGAGGUCAACCACGGAGGCACUUGCUUACAACUGGAUGGAGUACUUUUGUCACUUCAAAGAGACUAGUUGCUGGUGAUUCUUUUGUAUUCUUGAGAGGGGAAAAUGGGGAGUUGCGUGUUGGAGUGAGACGUGUUGCUUGCCAACAGAGCUGUAUGCCAUCAUCAGUGAUUUCAAGUCACAGCAUGCACUUGGGGGUACUUGCAACAGCAUCUCAUGCUGUUUCAACGCAAACCCUCUUUGUUGUCUAUUAUAAACCAAGGACGAGCCAGUUCAUCAUCAGUGUGAAUAAAUAUCUGGAGGCUGUCAAAAAUAAGGUUGCAGUAGGCAUGAGGUUCAAGAUGAAGUUUGAGGGGGAGGAUUCUCCUGAAAGAAGGUUUUCAGGCACUGUUAUUGGGGUGGAUGACUUUUCUCCUCACUGGAAGGAUUCAAAAUGGCGAUCAUUAAAAGUUCAAUGGGAUGAACCUGCAUCUAUCCCAAGACCUGACAGGGUUUCACCAUGGGAUAUAGAACCCUCUGUGGCUCCCACAACCACAAAUCUGGCACCAACAGAUGCAGUGAAAAACAAAAAGCCUCGAUUAUCCACUGAAAUUCCUGCCCUAGAUUUAGUUUCAACUGCUUCUGCUCCUUGGAAUUCUGGAGUGACUCAUUCUCGUGAUCUAACACGACUGAGUGUUACUGCUGAGGGUGUAAGAAAUGACAAUCUUGCUUGGCAUCACAUGCAAACUGAGAUUAGCAGCAGUUGUGAUGCUGUUUCUAGGACUCAGAUCAGUGAUGGGGGCUGGCUAGGCUCUCCCCACUUGAAUGUUUCGCAGCAUCUAUUUCAAGAUACAAUAGAGGAUAGCAAGGGUGUAUCUGCCUGGCCUGUUAAUUCAGGUUAUUCAGCUCCACACUCUUCAAAGCUGAAGAGUGAUCUGAUGCUUGAUCCUGCUGAAAAGGGCAGGAAAACUGAGAUGGCCACUAGUUGCAGAUUGUUCGGUAUUGAUCUCAUAAAUUCUGCUGCAAGGGCAACUCCUUCGGAGCAAGCACCUGCAGAAGCAGUUGCUGUAUCUGGUGGAACAACUGAAGGACAUGGCCUGACUAUCCAAUCAAUUUGUGAUUCAGACCUGAAAUCCGAUGUUUCAAAUGAUUCGAAGGGACAAUCACAGCUAGCAGUGAAAGAAACGAACAGACAAGGUUCUAAUUCCACCCGGAGCCGCACUAAGGUUCAGAUGCAAGGAGUAGCUGUUGGUCGGGCUGUGGAUUUAACCAUGAUUGAUGGGUACAGUAAGCUUAUUGAUGAACUGGAGAAGAUGUUUGAUAUUAAAGGUCAGCUUCGUCCUCGGGAUAAGUGGGAAGUAGUCUACACUGAUGAUGAAGGGGAUAUGAUGCUUGUUGGCGAUGACCCAUGGCCGGAAUUCUGCAACAUGGUAAGAAGAAUAUUGAUCUGUUCAAGCCAGGACGUAAGAAAGUUGAGCCUAGGAACCAAACUUCCCAUAUCAUCCAUGGAAGGCGAAGGGAUUGUUAUAAGCUCAGAUUCAGCUGAAAACUGAAAUUGGAUUUUUCCAUUUUGGUUCUUGUUCUCCUUUAUAGGUUGUUUGUUCAUGUUUUUUAAGUUAUUUUGUUUGGAAUGGAAAGGAACUAGAUAGGAAGGCGUUUUGUUUUGGUUUUGUGGUGUGUAGGAUAGUUGGUAAGGGGUAGCUUGGUUUUAGGAGCUACCUGCCAAAGGUGACCUGGCAAGGUAGGUGGACUUGGAAGACCUGAUUAAUUAGAGUCAGAUACUGUAGCACCAGAAGAUGCGAAUAUUGAGGGGAUCUUGGGUUCGUUGGGCUUUUAUUGUCCUUGUAAAGGUACAAUGGCGCUUUCGCAGUGUAGUCAAUGGUCUUUGGUGGGUGAGAUUGGAAAUGCAUAUUAUUGCUGGGCCUGGUUGGGUUGAGUCACGUCUCGUCUCCGUUUUGUUGUCUUAAAACUCGAAUAUUGGAGAGAUCCUGGAUGGGCAAAUUUAAUACUAUGAAUCUCUUAAAUCAUUGCAUUGACAAUUUCCCUUUUAACUGUAGC